AUGGAUGUUCCCUCGGCUGUCUCAGGUUUCCUCAGGUUCCAGGUUUCCUCAGGUACCCGUGCCCGUGCCCGCCGUGGAAUGAAAUCGUGCAAAUCUGCACCACAGUUGAUGCUCCACUCCAGUACUAUCUAUUCUGUCCCGUACAGCACGGGACCGCAGAACGAACAGCACGUCUCCCGAAGACGCGUGAGGUUCGCGUGCCCAUCGAAAGCGCCCCGCAUGAGUACAGGUGGUGGUGGUGGGUGGUGGUGGAUGGCUGGAUCGUGUCGAGUCCGUUUCUAUCCACGGCGUGGUCACGUGACGGCCCAUCGUGGAAUUUCGAGGCAAUCGGAAAACGGCUCCCACACCAGCAUUCCUCCGAGAGGACAACGCGCCCGCAUCGUCACCAAUCCCGUCGCCCACGGACCUCUUUCUGCCAACGCAUACAUCGACAGGUACAUGCCUAUCGGGGCACCACGCCAUGUGAUAGGUUAUACAGCCAUACAGUAUAUCCAUCGGCGACACUGGGUGAGAAGCCCGCCCUGCACUGGAUGGACGAUGCCCGCCCAUGAUGAUCCUGCCGAGAGUUCUGACCUACAGACAUACUGUAGCGGAAACCGGGCGUUUUCACGUGAUGAUGGGCGCGCCCACCGGGUUUUCCCACUUUCGUCCGUCCUGCAGCGAAAAAGCCCGAGCUUCUCCGAACGGGCAGAAGAAGAAGAAGAAGAAGAAGAAGCUGGAGGUGUGUGCCCUGGUGGUGGUGGUGGUGGAGGACGUUGGAUGGUGAUGAUGAUGAUGAUGAAAAAGCGUGCGUGGGGCGUGACAUGGGCGCGUCUCGAACACGACACCAUCACGAACGCUCCCGCCCGCUACUGGAUUAUUACCGGACGUACCUGUCACCCAUCCUAGGUGUGAGCGAAUCCACGCUGAUUUCCCUCUUCUUUUCCUUAUUACGCGCCGGACACGAACGACGACGCGUCGACGGCAGUUUCAUCUCGCUCCACGCACCUCACCUUCUCUUCGCCAUCAUCACCAUCCACCUCCUCCUCCUGCUCCUCCACCGACAGUCUCCACUAUGACCGUUCAUUUCGCGCCAAAUUAACUCCCACAUCUACCGACACCGCGCAUCUCUUUACGAUAGUCCUGUUCGCCUCGCAUCACAUCACAUCGCAUUACAUUACAUUACCUUCAUCGUCCCGGCCGUUGCGUCCUUGUGCC
This is a messenger RNA of Dissoconium aciculare CBS 342.82, 1197 nucleotides long. RefSeq lists its product as uncharacterized. The transcript has 5 exons. The record is from RefSeq and is a predicted model, not a curated record. Lineage: Eukaryota; Fungi; Ascomycota; Dothideomycetes; Mycosphaerellales; Dissoconiaceae. Bases 1 to 888 code for a protein of 295 amino acids.